Psammomys obesus (fat sand rat) is the source of this 3543-nucleotide messenger RNA. RefSeq names its product solute carrier family 25 member 18 (gene Slc25a18). The transcript has 12 exons. Bases 590 to 1537 code for a protein of 315 amino acids. The record is from RefSeq and is a predicted model, not a curated record. Gene Ontology annotation, molecular function: L-glutamate transmembrane transporter activity; L-aspartate transmembrane transporter activity. Gene Ontology annotation, biological process: malate-aspartate shuttle; L-glutamate transmembrane transport; aspartate transmembrane transport. Lineage: Eukaryota; Metazoa; Chordata; Mammalia; Rodentia; Muridae.
UGGAAAACCACAACUUGCUCAUUCCUGACUGCAUAGGACCAGUUGCCCUAGUCUAGCUAUUUAAAGCUGGGCUGAGUUGUUCGAAGCAGUGAAGCUAGUUCCUCAGGUGGUAUCCAGAGUUUUCACUAUGGGAAGGAGUUAAGUCUUUGUAGGAAGGCAAAGACAAGAUCCAGCACAGCCUGGCCUGGAGUGUACCAAAAACAGGUGUGGCGUGACUCCUGUCCAAGCUCUCACCGGAAACCCAGCCUCUGUCCUUUACUCCAGAGAAGGCAGAAAGAAGGUCCUUCCUGAAAGCUGCACUCAAGACGGAAGACAAGGCCUCCUGCCCAUGAGGCCCACGGACUCCCGCCGAGCCGGUCUGCCAGCCCUGUCCUUUCAAAGUUGGAACCAGUAAAACCUAAAUUCUUUGAAGGUGUAGGAAGGAAGGACAUGGAACGUGCAGGGGCAUGAGGAUUCCUGUGUCCUGUCAGCUCUCUGGAGGGCUUGAGUCAAGACACCCUUCUUCCUUCUCCACUGGCCUCAACAGCAGCUGCCUGUGAGGCCCGCACAGCCUGCGUCCCGGGAGCUGCCGUGCUUGACCGCCUGCAGGAUGUCCAGCCAGGACCUGAGCAUCACUGCAAAACUCAUCAAUGGAGGUGUGGCAGGACUCGUGGGGGUGACCUGCGUGUUUCCCAUCGACCUUGCCAAGACCCGACUGCAGAACCAGCAGGGGAAGGAUGUGUAUAAAGGAAUGACGGAUUGCCUGAUGAAGACCGCACGUGCUGAGGGCUUCUUGGGCAUGUACCGAGGGGCUGCAGUAAACCUCACCCUGGUCACUCCAGAGAAGGCGAUCAAGCUGGCAGCCAAUGACUUUUUGCGGCAGCUGCUCAUGCAGGACGGGAUGCAGCGGAACCUGAAGAUGGAGAUGCUGGCUGGGUGUGGGGCUGGAAUGUGUCAGGUGGUGGUCACCUGUCCCAUGGAGAUGCUCAAGAUUCAGCUGCAGGAUGCUGGCCGCUUAGCCGCCUAUCGUCAGGCCUCUGCCUCAGCCACGCCUCCUUCCCAGCCCUACAGCACUGGCCCGGCUUCCACUCACAGGCGCCCAUCAGCCACCGCCAUCGCCUGGGAGCUGCUCCACACCCAGGGCCUGUCUGGUCUCUACAGGGGCCUGGGUGCCACUCUCCUCAGAGACAUUCCAUUCUCCAUCAUCUACUUCCCCUUGUUCGCAAACCUGAACCAGCUCGGGGUCAGCGAGCUCACGGGCAAGGCCCCCUUCUCGCACUCCUUUGUGGCAGGCUGCGCAGCAGGUUCUGUGGCCGCAGUAGCCGUCACCCCUCUGGACGUUCUGAAGACUCGAAUCCAGACCCUCAAGAAAGGCCUCGGAGAGGACACCUACAGUGGGGUCACUGACUGUGCCAGGAAACUCUGGACACAGGAGGGAGCAGCAGCCUUCAUGAAGGGGGCAGGCUGCCGUGCCCUGGUCAUGGCCCCCCUCUUUGGGAUUGCCCAGGGCAUCUACUUCAUUGGCAUCGGAGAGCGCAUCUUAAAGCGCUUUGAGUAAUCCAGCGUGUCCCUCAACUGGCUGGCCCUCCACUUGGGGCCUGACGUCAGUGCUGGAGCAUGAGGUGCCCGCCCCGACGUAUGUGGUAACUUGUAGCGCUACCUCAGAAGAGAUGACCCAUUUUACUAAGCGAGUAGAGCCCUCAUCUCCCUUUAUGAAAACUAAGCUCUGGGGUGCAGCCUACCGGGGGCACCCAGAAGCCCCAACCAUCCUGGUCUAGCAGAAGCGGCCUUCCUGGGUUAUCGUGGCAGGACCAUGACACCUUGGGUAGGGGCGGAAGGGGCUGUUUCACACUAACAUUCCCACCACAGGCAGGCGAAGCAGUGGCUGCGGCGUGUGCGGGGUCGGUGUUGUCUUGGUGCCGAUGUGGUACAGAUCAGAAGGGCACCUGGGCUGAACUGUGUACCCUCCUGAGCGUCACUCAUGGUCGGAUGAGCGGUCGGGCCGUGUCAGCAGCUGUCCUGCCCAGAUGCUCACCCUGAAAAUGGGCCGAUUCCCUCCGAAUGGAUGCUUGUGGGACAAGAGCUGAAAUAAAGCUGGUUAGAUCCUUGUCCUGUAAUCAGCAGAGCAGAUGACUGACAAGGAAUGUCUUCUCCAGAACCAGCUGUGGCCUCUGGGCCCACGGCAGUUCAUGACCACCUUCCAACUGUUGUUCAAGAGUGGAGAGUAGCUGGGGAGCCGUCUUUACACUGAACCUGAGUUUGUUUGAAUUAUUUAUGUGCAUGUGUGCCCCGGGGGACCAGAGCGAGCCAGCACUGGGUCCCGUGAAGCUAGGUUGGGGGCCAUCGUGAGCUGCCAGCUGUGGGCACUGAGAACUGAACUCAGGUCCUCUAGAAGAGUAGCAGGGGCCAUCUCUCCAGCUCUUACACUUGAGUCUUGUCUCUGUGCCUGUCACCUCAUCACCGUGUCACACUAAGAAACCCAAGCAAGCCUCACAGCCGGAGUCCCUCUUCUGUAUGUAGCCUGCUGCAGAGAAGUGAACGAUGCCGGGCGACAUCCGGUUCUGUGAAAACAAUCCUGUUUAAGAACGGUGCUUCCUGGGUCAGGCUGGAGACAUGGCUGAAUGGUGGAGAGCUUGCUUGGCACACGCCAAGCCCAGGGUUCCACCCCCAGCACCACAUAAGCUGGGUGUGGCGGCACAGGCCUAUAAUCCAGCAUUUAGGAGGUGGAGGCAGGGUAGGAAACUGAAGGUCAUCGUCUGUCAACAGGCAAGUUCUAGGCCAGCCUCGACUGCACGAGACCCUGACAAAAGCCAAAACAAGACUGAAAAGAACCCCCAUUAGGCCCACCUCACUUAAAACUUGGGUUGGGGGGGGGGCGGGUGUGCAUGCAAACUAUCCACCUGAAUGGCCUCAUCCUCAGUGAGAUAAGACCUAAACAAUUCUGUGCAUUCGCCUAAGGACCAUGGAAAGCACGGAUGAACAGUGAGGGGAUCUGUACUAAGUUCCUACCCUCCGGAACUUGGGCCGUUUUUCACUUUGUCCAAAUAAAACGGUUUCAACAAAGCUGCACAGGCCAUAGGUUGGGGGCGUGGCUCACCAGUGCAGCUCUGGGACCCACCCUCUAGCUCAGGUGCACAUACACAAGCUGUCUAGCCUCAGGACAGGACUAGAGAAUACCUGUAUGAUGUCCAUUCAGUCACAGGGCUGCAAAAAGAUCUAGUGAGCAGUUAAUAUACAGCAGGGAUUUGGGGCAAUUCCUCUCUAGGUUCCUCUGUAAGAACCUUCUUGGUUUUAGGGGGUGGUGAUGGUAGGUGGGGUCUUCUUUGUUGCCCAGGCUGGCCCCAAACAAUCUUACCAUAGCUGGGACUACAGAUGUGUGGCACUGUGCCCAGUAGAACUUACACACAAAUCACAAACUCGGUGCCUUAUGUAAAACAACCACCAGGAGCUGGAGAGAUGGCCAGAGGUUAAGAGCACUGGCUGCUCUUCCAGAGGUCCUGAGUUCAAUUCCCAGUAACCACAUGGUGGCUCACAACCAUCUAUAGUGAGAUCUGGUGCCCUCUU